Molecule: messenger RNA, 2870 nt
Organism: Schizosaccharomyces japonicus yFS275
Lineage: Eukaryota; Fungi; Ascomycota; Schizosaccharomycetes; Schizosaccharomycetales; Schizosaccharomycetaceae
Product: iron-sensing transcription factor Fep1
Exons: 1
Coding region: 730-2289 (519 amino acids)
Biological process (GO): regulation of DNA-templated transcription; regulation of transcription by RNA polymerase II
Cellular component (GO): nucleus
Molecular function (GO): sequence-specific DNA binding; DNA-binding transcription factor activity; DNA-binding transcription repressor activity, RNA polymerase II-specific
Source: RefSeq, a predicted model, not a curated record
GACCCGCCUUCGCGAUUUAACCUGCCAACUGCACCCACUGUAAAGGUCCCUUUUUUGAUCUGACAGCGUGCUAGUCGUGAAUUACACGAUUUUUGUACUCAAUUUACGCCAAUUUCGGCUUUAGUUUCUAUAUUCUUCGUAUUUCGGUGUUGUCAUUUCAAAUUUCGCCUUUGUAGGUGAAGAAUUGUCGAUUGUGUUUUUCUCAACUGGAGUACUCCCUAGAUCGUCGUAGAAACGUCGUCUCUCGUUCAUUGAAAAGCGUCUAUUGUUCACGAGUGUUAUAAGAGGCUUCUUGCGUUUGUCGAGACUCCGACUGCAUUCUACGUGAAUAGCCACUGAAAUUACAUUUUUGGAGGCUAUUAAAGGCGGUGAACCGUACACUAGUUUCGUUUCCUGCUUUGUUCCAAGUCCUCAACAACCUUACUACUGGUACAGACUGCAUUGAAACAUUUCUUCGAUACUGGUUGUGAGGUGUGUGUCCUGUUUUCCAAAAGCUUCUUGCUGUAUUCGUUGAGGUACUAUUUUUUUGCAAGACAUUUGGAAAGUGUACGAUUUGAGACGUUUCUUUUAACUAGAAAUUCCGUCUUCUCUCUUUAUUCCAAUUGUUAAUUCGUUGGAGCAUUAGACUGUACGAGUCUCUGUAUUAUAUCAUCUCGUUUGUUUUCAUCAACGAGAAAACACCAUCUGUUACUUCGUUACUCUUCAAUUUAUACAUACACAGUGUUUGUUAUGGCGAAUUCAGGCUCGCUAGAACCACAAGUUUGUGCUAACUGCAAGUCGCAAAUCACUGCUCAAUGGCGUCGUGGACCAGACAAUUCUAUCCUGUGUAACGCAUGUGGUCUCUAUUUCAAAACUCGUGACGCGCCUCGCCCUGUGCGGCAAUCAGACGCUUCUGAGAUGAAUAAAGUUGCUGCUGAGAUUUCGAGCAAAGGUACCUGCCCUGGUGAUGGUCACUGUGACGGUACCGGCGGCACGAAAGCUUGCCAGGGUUGUCCGACAUUAAACAACCGAUUGAAAUACUACAACAAGAACAUGAAGCGUUGCGGCGGUUCGAAGGAGAAUCCCGACGUCAGCGGAUUUGUUUCAGCUAGGGAACCGUCCCCUAAACGGUCUUACUCUGAGGCUUCACAAGGAUCUACGUCUGCAUCUGACGACGCUCACCCGUUAACGCCAAAGACAAAAAUGGAGCCAAAUUCUAACGGAGAUGGCACCAAAUAUCCCGUUAAAACAACCACUGUCCUCAAUCAUGAAGUCGCUGGUACUUACUGCCAAAACUGUGGAACGACGACUACUCCUCUGUGGCGGAGGGAUGAAUCCGGUAAUCCGAUCUGCAAUGCUUGUGGUUUAUAUUAUAAGAUCCAUGGCGUGCAUCGUCCUGUCACGAUGAAAAAGGCUGUUAUCAAGCGUAGGAAACGUAUGGUUCCUAAUACGAAGGCCCAAUACGUCGGUCAGCCGACAUAUCCGACGAACGGAAUGCAUGCGAACACGCCUCAAGGAUUGCUUAGGCCUAUGUACGAUGGCCCCGUCAGCGGAGAGGCCGUGAAUGGUGCAAGACAGUCGUUACCAACUCCUUCUCCACAACACCAGCAGUCAGUUUCUUUGGAAAGAGCCGAAGACGCAAGUCCAAAGUCUGUUGUGAACGCAUCAUUGGAUGACGUUUCAAACGAUAAGAAUCUGCAUGCGGAAGAGCGUCCCCAAACUUCUCCGCUAAUGACUCUUUCCCAUCUGGCAGCCGGUGAUCCUUUAAAGGCGGGCAACGAUGGCAAUCGUCCUUCCAAGGGUGGUAAUGUUUAUUGCCAUUUACCGCCCAUCAUACCCGUUGGAGAGUCUGUAUUCCUUCCACCUCGCGACUCUUCUAAGCUCCCUCAUGUGGAUGGCAUUCGAUCUAUCUUAAACAACUCUCACGAGUUUGGAUCUACCCCAUUAAAUAGCAACACUCCAGCUCCGGCGGCUCCUGGUGCAUCACCAAAUAGUGAGCAAAGACCACGUGCCAAUUCCAAUUCGCUACCCGGACCACCAACUCCAUCCUCACAGUCUAUGGCAUCAGCUACGCUGCCGCCACCCACGGCUUCCCUUUUCCCUAGAUACUACUCGUCAUUGCCUGUUACAUUCCCUCCAGAAAUCCUUUCUCUACCUCCUGCAGACCAAAGACAAUAUGCUACAGGCAUUAUUGCGCAACUGCGAUCACGUUACGAUAUGGUGCUCCAGCAACUUGAUGAAAUAAACUAUUCGAUUUAUCGCAUUGAGUCGUGGCUAAAUGCAACUUCGUCAAUACAGAACACCGUAUGAGAUGUUUUCUCUCUCUUUGGUUACCAAGGCACGACUCGCAGAUUUGCGCUUUGGUUUCCAAUAUGUGAAGUUUCUACUACUCUGCAUAUAUGAAUGACCUUGUGUGCAAGUACGCCAUGAUGAGUUUGCAUCCUACGCUGCACAAAUAAUGUGGGAUAGGUUUUAUUACGUUUUUGUUUCUUUUCAGUUUUUUCUCGGGUUGUGUGAACAUGUGUCUACGGUAAAAGUUAACGAUUUUUUUUCAGUAUAAUAUUCUUGUCGCAGUGAUUACGGUCAGGGCUUCUUCCGAAGCCGACUCGCACUCGCUUUCAUUCUUCUUUUCUACCGGUUUGAAGCCCCUCUUUUAUCGUGCUUAGGACGGUUCUUUGCUUUUCGUGGGCGCAUCGAUGAUAAAUGCCGAUUGCAGCAUUAAUUUUUGCCUCUGUCUUUUUCCUUAAUGUUUAGGUUUUUCUUAGUUUUCUUAUUUAUAACAUAGCGUUCGCUGUGUACCGGAUUAUUUGUUUUAUCUUAAUAAACUUCUAUUCCAUGAGUAAAUCGAUCGUCUUCGCAGUUAAGCAGUACAACUAUAUCGAAAGAUAUAC